Molecule: messenger RNA, 2523 nt
Organism: Anthostomella pinea
Lineage: Eukaryota; Fungi; Ascomycota; Sordariomycetes; Xylariales; Xylariaceae
Source: the annotation of a GenBank genome assembly
AUGAGUCCUCGAAAGCGUGCCCGACCCAACCCCUGCUCCGAGGAGAGCACAACAAGCUUGCCUGCAACGCUAUCAUCACAGGCCGGCAGCGUGUCGUCACAGGUCUCCAACGCAUCACCAGCUUUACCCGCAGCGCCUGUAGGCCGGGAGAUGCGGCCACCAACGCGAACCGACUUGGACGCUUCCAAUACUACACCUGCUGCAAGGGCGAGUAAUGGAAAUCAAGUACGGAAAUCACGGAGUUGGUAUGGCUCUUUGGCCCAGAAAUCUUCGGCCUCGACUCAAGUAGCUCGCGAGCACAUCAUGGGAGGCACAUUGCGGUCGCGAGUCGCCCCAGACUUCAGCCGUUACGACACCAGCAAAGGCGAGGGUUCCGCAGAGUCGGACACACAGUCCAUCAAGACGCUACCUAAGAUCUCGGAAAGCGAAGCACAACAUAGACCACACGAUGGCAAACCAGACGGUGCCAAACCAGACGAUGGCGCGAGUUCUACGAAGAACCCAGAAGAGUCGGCGCAAGCAGACAGAACUCGCGGCGACCUGGCCCUGAAAGAUCAGACCAAAGAUGUCACUACCCCAAGUAACGGAGAAACAGACAUAUCGCCAGAGGAGGCACAAAGGCCCACUUCCUCAGGCUGGUUAUCGUGGUUUGGGAGACCACCACUGCCGGAAACGUCUCCGGCGACAGGCGACAAAUCGGACAUCGACCCCCCUAAAGAAUCACAGCCUAUUCAACCAGAGCCACAACAGGACCCCCCGGCUGAGACUCAAGUGCCACCGGAAACACCGAAACCUGCACAAACGCCAACUUCAUGGUUCGGACUUUGGUCUACAUCGGCAUCAGCUACAGCCCCUGAAGACACGGCACCAGCAGCUACGGCUGGCCCAGACAGCCUGUCCGCUGUAGCUAAAGAGACCCAGGAUGUAGUUAUGGAAGGCGCCGCUACUCCCGCCCCUCCUGCGGCGGCAUCAACUCAACCAUCCGCUGGUUCGACUUGGGCGUUCUGGUCAAGAGACACAGGCUCGAAUGAGACAGUCAAGAGCGGCGAGGCGCCAGAGCAGGGGGAAUUGGCUGUUAUUGGUGAUGGCUCAGAAGCCAGCCCAAGAAGAUCAUCUGGCGUUCAAGCCCACGAAGCUGCACCGUCCUUGAAGGGUUCACCCGUCAAGGCUGCGAAGGAGUCGUUAACGAAAGCGAGUUCUUCACUCAGGCACAAGAGAGUCCGACCACGAUCAAUGGACAUCGAUGAGCCGUCAUCCGCAAGACCGAAUUCUCCGCAGUCGGAUUCUUCGAUCAAGACAGCACCGGCUAAACCGACUACACCUGUAUCAAUCAAAGGACCUUCACAAAAUCUACUCCUGCCAUCCUUUCACAGCACAUACCGCUUGAAGGAGAAUCCAUCAAUCAUAAAGCAAAUCACCCAGCUACUCCUUCGUACCCAACAGCCAUCUGCCAACCAUGUUAAUCUUUCCAAAGAACCGCCUAGGAUCAAGAAGGCCAUUGCCAUUGGUGUACAUGGCCUCUUCCCUGCUAGCUAUCUACGAGCGAUGAUAGGGCAACCAACUGGAACCUCCAUUCGUUUCGCUAAUCAUGCAGCCGAAGCCAUUCGGAAGUGGGCUGAGAAGCAUGGUAGCAGUGACUGUGAGAUCGAAAAGGUGGCUCUUGAAGGUGAAGGAAAGAUAGCAGACCGGGUCGACAAUCUCUGGAAGCUUUUGCUAAACUGGAUUGAGCAUAUCCGGAGUGCCGAUCUGAUCGUUCUCGCGUGUCACUCUCAAGGGGUUCCGGUUGGCUUCAUGUUGUUGGCUAAGCUGAUCGAUUUAGGAAUCAUCACCAACGCGCGAAUUGGCGUCUGCGCCAUGGCUGGAGUUUCGCUCGGGCCCUUCCCCGACUACAAGUCUAGCGUGGGCAUGAUCAUGGGAACUGCUGCUGAAUUGUGGCAAUUCGCCGAUCCGGAGAGCGAGAUAACCAAGAGAUAUGAACAUGCCUUGCAGGUUGUCGUCAACUACGGCGCCCGUGUCACGUACAUCGGCAGUAUUGACGAUCAGCUGGUCCCGAUGGAGUCGGCGAUAUAUUCGCCCGCAUCCCACCCCUACAUUUACCGCGCUGUCUUCAUCGAUGGACGUAUACAUGCUCCAGACUUCAUCGCUCAUCUCGUUGGGUUCGCCCUGAAACUCCGAAACCUCGGCAUCUCCGACCAUGGACUGAUUCGGGAGCUCUCAAUACCGCUUGCGGGCAGUCUCUACGGUGGCGAGGGACAUUCCAGACUUUAUGAUGAUGAGCAGGUUUACGAGUGGGUGCCAUCACAAAAAGCCCCCUUUCUCGUGGGCAACGUGGCUAACUAUUCCAAGCCUGGCGAUCUCACACGCUCUGGAGACGACCAAGGAUUGCUGGAAGAGGACUUUGUUAAAACGGAGCUGCAUUCGGAAACGACAGAGCUGCUGAAGCAGUUUGAUGACUGGACACCUAACACGAAGGCAUUGAAGGAUGUCAAGUAUAGACUAGAGGCUGUCAGGUCGAAACUCUAG